UCCAUAAUCUCAUCCUCUCCUAUUUCCCUCCUGUCAUCUCCCAAAAACCAUCCACCACUUAAACUUGCCUCUUCUCUUCUUCUUCUUCUUCUUCUUCUUCUACUACUACUGCACUACUCACUUCUUAUACUACUCUAUUAUUAAGUCCAAAGAAAUUUCUUUCUUUUUCUUUUUUUUUUUUUCCUUGCUUUGUGUUCCUUCCAUAACAAAUUAUGGCCUCGGCUACUUUUUCUGUAGCCAAACCAUCCCUUCAGGGAAAUGGAAAAGGGUUCCAGGAAUUCUCGGGCCUCCGUAACUCAUCAGCUUUUCUUCCCUUUUCCAAGAAGACUUCUGAUGACUUCCUCUCUGUCGUUGCUUUCCAGACUUCUGCUGUUGGAAGCAGCAAUGGAGGAUACAGGAAAACCGUAGCUGAGGCAAAGCUUAAAGUGGCCAUAAAUGGAUUCGGUAGGAUUGGUAGGAACUUCUUGAGGUGCUGGCACGGGCGCAAGGAUUCCCCUCUUGAUGUCAUUGCCAUCAAUGACACUGGUGGUGUCAAGCAAGCUUCCCACCUCCUCAAGUACGACUCUACUCUCGGCAUCUUUGAUGCUGAUGUCAAGCCUGUUGGUACUGAUGGAAUCUCUGUCGAUGGCAAGGUCAUCCAGGUUGUUUCUGACCGCAACCCUGCCAACCUUCCAUGGAAGGACUUGGGGAUCGACUUGGUAAUUGAAGGGACUGGAGUUUUCGUCGACAGGGAAGGUGCUGGCAAGCACAUUCAGGCAGGAGCCAAGAAGGUGCUCAUUACAGCCCCCGGAAAGGGUGACAUCCCAACCUAUGUUGUGGGAGUCAAUGCCGAUGGCUACAGCGCUGACGAGCCUAUCAUCAGCAAUGCUUCUUGCACUACCAACUGCCUUGCUCCCUUUGUCAAGGUCCUUGACCAGAAAUUUGGCAUCAUCAAGGGUACCAUGACAACAACUCACUCAUACACUGGUGACCAGAGGCUGCUUGACGCCAGUCACCGCGACCUAAGAAGAGCAAGAGCUGCUGCCCUUAACAUCGUUCCAACAUCAACUGGUGCAGCUAAGGCAGUUGCCCUUGUUCUUCCAACCCUCAAGGGCAAACUUAACGGAAUUGCCCUGCGUGUUCCAACCCCAAAUGUCUCAGUUGUUGAUCUCGUCGUCCAGGUGGAGAAAAAAACCUUCGCGGAAGAAGUAAAUGCAGCAUUCAGGGAAAGUGCUGACAAGGAACUCAAGGGUAUCCUCUCAGUCUGUGAUGAGCCGCUUGUUUCAGUUGAUUUCAGGUGCACAGAUGUUUCAUCAACAGUUGACUCAUCACUGACCAUGGUGAUGGGAGAUGACAUGGUUAAGGUUAUUGCCUGGUAUGAUAACGAAUGGGGUUACUCUCAAAGGGUCGUUGAUUUGGCUGACAUUGUUGCCAACAACUGGAAAUAGUUAUCUCAAAUCUAAUCUCGGACAAUGUAAUUUCUGAUUUUUGUGUACCUCAUUUCAUUUCCUAGCUGGUUUUUUCUUUCUUUCUUUCUUUCUUUCUUUCUUGGAUUUCCUAUUUUUGUCAAGAAUGUAUAAUUAUAAUCUGGAACAGAGUUUCCUCUUUCAGUUAUUGCAAUAAGAAACUCACCUUUUUAUCAA
Ricinus communis (castor bean) is the source of this 1622-nucleotide messenger RNA. Its product is annotated as glyceraldehyde-3-phosphate dehydrogenase A, chloroplastic. Lineage: Eukaryota; Viridiplantae; Streptophyta; Magnoliopsida; Malpighiales; Euphorbiaceae. The record is from RefSeq and is a predicted model, not a curated record. Gene Ontology annotation, molecular function: NADP binding; glyceraldehyde-3-phosphate dehydrogenase (NAD+) (phosphorylating) activity; NAD binding. Gene Ontology annotation, cellular component: chloroplast; apoplast. The transcript has 5 exons. Gene Ontology annotation, biological process: glucose metabolic process. Bases 213 to 1427 code for a protein of 404 amino acids.